Neodiprion virginianus is the source of this 3099-nucleotide messenger RNA. Its product is annotated as trichohyalin-like. Bases 48 to 2720 code for a protein of 890 amino acids. Lineage: Eukaryota; Metazoa; Arthropoda; Insecta; Hymenoptera; Diprionidae. The record is from RefSeq and is a predicted model, not a curated record. The transcript is spliced from 3 exons.
GUACAGCAACAACGUCGUAGUCGCCUAGCGAGCCUGAUAAGCUCGAUAUGAAUAAACUAAUCGUGUUACUUAUUAUCGGUACUUUGUGCCAUCAACAGACUUCCGGUAGACCAAGUCACGAUGAAGAGCACGGUCAUCACAAAAGAGGCAUUUGUAGUCGAAAAUCAGGCGAUAGAGUGAGAUCAGACUAUGAAGAAGGGUUAGCAAGAGAAGAUGACACGGACAUGUAUGUGGAAAUGGACGAAAAUCUAAAAGUGGAGAUGAACCUGUGGCAAAAGAUGAAUGACGAAAUGGCCGAGGAUAUCAGGAGGGAUCUGGACAAUCUGGAUGUAGAUCUGAAGAAGCAUAUAAAGGAUGAAAAGUACCCGGAGAUGGAGAAAAAUGUGGAAGAGGAGAGUCUAGAGGAGGAAAGGCGUAGGGAGGAUGAGAAGUACCGGGAGGCGGAGAUGCGUGUGAAGGAGGAGUAUCUAGAAAAAGAAAAGCAUCUGAGGAGUGAAAAGUAUGACGUGAUAGAGGAUUACCAAGAUACGAUGGAAGACGACGAAAAGGAAUAUGGUAAAACACAGAUGAAGGACCAAGAAAAGGAUCAAAGACAAGAGAUGUGGGAUGAUGCUAUAAUGGAAGAAGACCAAAAGGAAGAAAAAGAUGAAACAGAUGAGAACGACCAAGAAAGGGAGAAAAAUCAAAAGAAGAAAAAAUGUAACACGAAGCAGAAAAGCCAAGGCAUGGAGACAAAUCAGAAAGAAGAAUAUCAACAUAAGGAGGAAGGUCAAGGAGAGGAAAAGAAUCAGAAAGAGGAAAACCAACACAAGGAGAAAGGUCAAGGGGAGGAAAAGAAUCAGAAAGAGGAAAACCAACACAAGGAGAAAGGUCAAGGGGAGGAAAAGAAUCAGAAAGAGGAAAACCAACACAAGGAGAAAAGUCAAGGAGAGGAAAAGAAUCAGAAACAGGAAAACCAACACAAGGAGAAAAGUCAAGGAGAGGAAAAGAAUCAGAAAGAGGAAAACCAACACAAAGAGAAAAGUCAAGGAGAGGAAAAGAAUCAGAAAGAGGAAAACCAACACAAAGAGAAAAGUCAAGGAGAGGAAAAGAAUCAGAAAGAGGAAAACCAACACAACGAGAAAAGUCAAGGAGAGGAAAAGAAUCAGAAAGAGGAAAACCAACACAAGGAGAAAGGUCAAGGAGAGGAAAAGAAUCAGAAAGGGGAAAACCAACACAAGGAGAAAGGUCAAGGAGAGGAAAAGAAUCAGAAAGAGGAAAACCAACACAAAGAGAAAAGUCAAGGAGAGGACAAGAAUCAGAAAGAGGAAAACCAACACAAAGAGAAAAGUCAAGGAGAGGAAAAGAAUCAGAAAGAGGAAAACCAACACAAGGAGAAAAGUCAAGGAGAGGAAAAGAAUCAGAAAGAGGAAAACCAACACAAGGAGAAAAGUCAAGGAGAGGAAAAGAAUCAGAAAGAGGAAAACCAACACAAGGAGAAAGGUCAAGGAGAGGAAAAGAAUCAGAAAGAGGAAAACCAACACAAGGAGAAAGGUCAAGGAGAGGAGAAGUAUCAGAAAGAGGAAAACCAACACAAGGAGAAAGGUCAAGGAGAGGAGAAGAAUCAGAAAGAGGAAAACCAACACAAGGAGAAAGGUCAAGGAGAGGAGAAGAAUCAGAAAGAGGAAAACCAACACAAGGAGAAAGGUCAAGGAGAGGAAAAGAAUCAGAAAGAGGAAAACCAACACAACGAGAAAAGCCAAGGAGAAGAAAAGAAUCACAAGGAGGAAUACCAACAGAAUGGGAAAAGUCAAGAAAUGGAGUCAAAGGAUCAGAAGGAGGAAUACCAACAAAAUGGAAAUAGCAAAGGAAUGGAGACGAAUCAGAAGAAAGAGGAAUACCAACAGCAUGAAAAAAGCGAAGGAAUGGAGAAAAAUCAGAAGAAGGAGGAAUACCAACAAAAUGGAAAUAGCAAAGGAAUGGAGAAAAAUCAGAAGAAGGAGGAAUACCAACAAAAUGGAAAUAGCAAAGGAAUGGAGACGAAUCAGAAGAAGGAAGAAUACCAACAGAAUGGACAAAGCCAAGAAAUGGAGACAAAUUACAAGAAGGAGGAAUAUCAACAGUAUGGGAAAAGCCAAGGUAUGGAGACAAAUCAGAAGAAAGAGGAAUACCAUCAGAAUGGAAAAAGCCAAGGACUGGAGACGAAUCAGAAGAAGGAGGAAUAUCAACAGUAUGGGAAAAGCCAAGGAAUGGAGACAAAUCAGAAGAAAGAGGAAUACCAUCAGAAUGGAAAGAGCCAAGAAAUGGAGACGAAUCAGAAGAAGGAGGAAUAUCAACAGUAUGGGAAAAGCCAAGAAAUGGAGACAAAUCAGAAGAAAGAGGAAUACCAUCAGAAUGGAAAAAGCCAAGAAAUGAAGACGAAUCAGAAGAAGGAGGAAUAUCAACAGUAUGGGAAAAGCCAAGGAAUGGAGACAAAUCAGAAGAAAGAGGAAUACCAUCAGAAUGGAAAAAGCCAAGAAAUGGAGACGAAUCAGAAGAAGGAGGCAUAUCAAGAGUACGGGAAAAGCCAAGGAAUGGAGACAAAUCAGAAGAAAGAGGAAUACCAUCAGAAUGGAAAAAGCCAAGAAAUGGAGACGAAUCAGAAAAAAGAGGAAUACCAUCAGAAUGGAAAAAGCCAAGAAAUGGAGACGAAUCAGAAGAAGGAGGAAAGAAAACAGAGUGGAAGUUCUAAAAAACAGUGAGUAAAUGAUUCAGUGGUUCAGAGGGCAAUGCAUACAAAGAAUACUGCUAUUUAUUGAAAUUUGGCACCUACUCUCCGUCGAGAAGACUGAUGUACUACCAUGGAAAGCCUCUUGGUAUCAAUAUUGGCUAUAUUGCUUGUCCAUAAUGAAAAUAGAAUGUAGGAAGUAAGGAAUGACCGAUAUAGAGUUACAAGAAAUUGCAUACUGACUGUGAAAAUGUAGAGUUAAUAUCUUCUUCUGGAAUGACUCAUACUAUUAGACUGCUAUAUUAAAAGAAUCACAAUAUUUUGAAAUAAUUGUAUUUGUAAUAGACUCAAAUAACGAAAAUUUGUUUGAUGCUUUGUAAAGAGCGGAAUAAAUCUUGCACGUUCAACAUAAA